Messenger RNA from Rotaria sp. Silwood2, 1506 nucleotides. NCBI's taxonomy places the organism in Eukaryota, Metazoa, Rotifera, Eurotatoria, Philodinida, Philodinidae. The record is from the annotation of a GenBank genome assembly.
AUGACCGAACAAGCAGCAAUAUUUGAAGAUGAUGAUGAUGAUACUUUUGAUUAUGAUCAUAAGUUCUUCGAUCAUGAUCCUUUUCCUAAUGAAUGUGAAAAUGAAGUUGUUGCUGUUGAAACUUUUACUUCGUGUUUUAUAAGACGUUACAAUUUUUGUCCGAUGUUUUUUCCUGGUUCUCUUCAAGAUGCUUGUCAAAUAGCUUUCAAUUCGCAAGUGAUUAAGGAACGUCGUCCAGUACUUAUCUAUAUACAUCAUGAUCAAAGCAUAUUCAGUAAUAUGUUUUGUUCAAAUAUAUUCUGUACAGAAAUUAUUAUUGAAUAUUUACUUGAAAACUAUAUUGUUUGGCCUUGGGAUAUAACAUUCGAUUCAAAUAAAAAUAAGUUGAUACAAAUCUGGAGAGAAAUAUUUUCUACUGAAUUACUGAAUAUAACAUGUGUUGAAAAAUGCCCAAAUCUUAUUGGGAUUAUGCGACGAUCAGCAAGAGCAAAUGAUUGGUCAUUAACAUCAGAUUAUGAAAUAAAACUAUUGCUUAACGGUGAUACAUUAACAUGUACUCAAGGAAAAUUAACUUGUGAAACUUUACUAUGUGAAUUGAUCAAUUUGAAGGAAGAAUUCGAUGAAAAUGAACAAGCUUUAUCAUUCGAUUUUACUAAUAAAAGUGGUCUUUGUUGUGAAAUCAUUUUUGAAAUAACUAAAUAUCUUUCAUUAAAUGAUGCAAUUAAUGCCUUUUCCAAUAAUAUUCUUUCUUUCGUACAUAAAUAUGAAACAAAAAUACAUAUUUCUGAAUCUUCUUAUACAUUUAUCAAUAUGAUUAUUCGAAAAAUUAAACUUGAACAUAUUAUUUCCUUACAUCUUAAUGAUGUUUCAUUCUCAAAAAUAAAAGAAUUAAAUUCGUCAAUUAUUUUUACAAAUGUUAUCUCAUUGACUCUUCUCAAUUAUCAAUUGAUGAAUUUUAUCAAAGAAUACGAAGAAUAUUUUCCUAAUUUAAUUCGUUUUUGUCUUUGGUAUGACAAUCAAGUUAAUUUUCAUAUAAUUAGUGGUAUCAGUUCUCAAUUUUGGAGUUCAAUUAAACGAUUCGAAAUUCAUUGUGCUGGACCACUUUGUACACAUUAUAAUAUCAAUGAAUUCACGAUGAGAUUACUUAGAAAUUAUACAAUAGAAUAUUUUCUACUUGAUGUUAGGCAUCUUCCUUUACCUUCAAUGUAUGAAUGUCGGGACUUUCAAGAAUCAUGUGUUUUAAUGAUAACAAUUGAUUUUAUCGCAAAAAUUCACAAUAUUCGACAUGUUCAUCUCAUCAUCAGUAAUCAAUACGAUCUUAAGAAAUUGUUAAAUGCCUAUGAAUGGAUAGAAUUAACAAAUACAUGCCAUCAAUUGAAGAAAAUAACGUUACAAGUAAUGGAAAGUAUAUUUGAAGACCAACAAUUAAUAAUGAAAAUAAUUGAAAUUCAAAAUAAAUUGUAUAAUAUAAGAAAAACAAUCAAAUUUCAAGUUGUAUCCAUGUGA